Molecule: messenger RNA, 3267 nt
Organism: Opisthorchis viverrini
Lineage: Eukaryota; Metazoa; Platyhelminthes; Trematoda; Opisthorchiida; Opisthorchiidae
Exons: 9
Coding region: 1-2691 (896 amino acids)
Biological process (GO): ER to Golgi ceramide transport
Cellular component (GO): Golgi apparatus
Molecular function (GO): phosphatidylinositol-4-phosphate binding
Source: RefSeq, a predicted model, not a curated record
AUGCUCUCAGUCGUUCCGGCACUUAGUGGCGUGUCCGGUACAGCUUUAGCUGCCAUUCCCCAGCCUUCCAAUACUAGUCAGCAUGGAAUACCGUGCCAUAAAACCGACACUUUGUCAAAAUCCAGCCAGGAGAACCUAACUGCCGGCAGUAGUGCCUCCGAUGAGGACCAGUCCGAGGAAAGUGACGUCUGGGCCCCGUUGCCAAUCAGUGGCGUUUUAAGCAAGUGGACCAAUUUGCUGCACGGAUGGCAAGAGCGAUAUUUUGUCCUGUCAGAUGGAACGCUCACCUACUACCGGAGCGAGGACGAAAUCGGUCUUGGCUCACGUGGCUCUGUUCGAAUUCGAACGGCAUUUGUCAAACCACACGAGUAUGACGAUUGUCGGUUUGAGGUUCGCGUUGGCGAGCUCAUCUGGUAUCUGCGUGGAACCAAUAGCGGUCAACGCCAGAGUUGGAUUGCCGCAAUCGAACGGCAUCGAGUGGCCGAAUCUGGUUACGGUUCCGAACGGACACUUCAUCGGCCCAGUUCUCUGAUGUCACUGAACUCCGGCCAUAGUCCAAGUAUUGCCUCGGCGUCGAGUUACAAGUGGGGACAUCGAUUACGUGAGAAACUGGCCGAAAUGGAGACGUUCAAAGAGAUUCUGUGCAAACAGGUUGACUCCCUUCAAGCCUACUUCGAUGCAUGUAGUGCCGCAGUACAACACUCGUCUCCGGACCGCCUUGAAGACUGGCUCAAGGAUGACGACCAUCAAACACCAUCAGACGAAUUAGACUCCCUCGAGGAUCGAGACUCUCUGCAUCGAUACCUUGUUCAUCAGAAGCGAGGUAGUAAUUUAUACUGUGGGCGUUCGAUGUGCGAGGAUCAUCUGUGCCUUGACCACAAGGACACCAGCAACCCCCCUUUUUUCAAAUCCGAAGAAGAGGUCACACUGUUGAACCAUUCAUCUCAGCCGGACACGCCACCGACUGAACUAACCGUCGAAGAAUCGAAUACGUGUGCAAGCAGGCAGGGUACCCCUACUGUGAAACCGACUACAAACGCCCCGACAAGUGGCGGUUUCUUCUCCCGUUUUCUCCCAUCUUUUCGCAGCUCCAGUUCUACCCAACCUGUGGCUGUGAAAGCACCCCAAUCGUCUGAUGCAGAUCAAUUAUCGACAGAACACCUCCCUUGCGAGCAACCUCGCCCUUCUUGCCGCUUCAAUGACAUCCAACGCAUCCUCAAACAACACGGCGCCCAUGCUCCAGACUUUCGUGGAGAAAGUCACAUGUUCAAGGCCACUGCCGUGGGUAUCCUCACUAACCUAUCUCACACCAUCGAAUUGAUGGUGCAACAUGAAGAACAGUGGCGGAAACGCUUAGAACGUGAAGCAGAGAAGCGCCGCCGUCUCGAAGAGACUCAACGCGCAAUGGCUCAAGAAAUGGCUCAUUUGCGCCACCUAAUCGGUCUCAGCUCUGUGUCACAUUCCAAUUCGGCGACAGCGCUAUGGAACCCGUUCAUGACCAGCGGCUCAGCCCAUUUUGGCGGGCACGCCCGGCUGAAGAGUUGCGGUCAACUGGAACUGCGACAUUUACAUGCAGGUUUGGACUCAACAGGCCUGUCACAUGGCCCUGCUCCGCCGCAGACCCCAGUUACAGCUAAUCGCACCUUAUUCAAUCUUGUCGGUCCGGACUUUGAAGAAGGACCGAACUCAGUCAUCCGCGAUGAAGAAUUCUAUGAUGCGAUAGAUGCCGAGUCCGACAGAAUUGAGCAGGAUGCCGCCCGCCUGGCCGCGUUGAAGUCCGUGGGGAAAUUACUUCGGUCAGCCCAAGCUAUGCCAACAACUCACCCAUUGCACGCCGAACUGGAACAGGCUGUGACCGAACGAAUUCGGAAUUUCGCCAACACAGAUGCAUUCCAGCCACCGGGUCAACAACUACAACCUUUGCAGCAUCACCCAUCCGGUCUGGUUGAUACGUUCGGUCAGUCGGACGAUGGUACUCAGACAAUCGGGGAUUGGCAGGUCGUCACCCAAGACGGUGACAUGAUCAUUUAUAAACGUGAGGUGGAAACAGAAGAUGGUGUGGUCCUGGACCCCCUACAGGCUGUCCACACUGUUCCGGGUGUCACUGCGCGUGAAAUAUGUACCUACUUUUGGGAUGUCCAAUACAGAAUGGACUGGGAAUUCACCGUCGAUCGCCCACCAACUGUCCUCGAAGUCUGUGGCGAUGAUACCGUUGUGCUGCACCAGGUUUACAAACGCGUCUGGCCCACAACGCAACGAGAUUCCCUAUUCUGGUCUCAUCUGCGACAAGUAAGUGUACCCUUCCAGUCGUCGUCCGAAGGUAACGGCCCAGUGACUUCAGAUAGAGUCACUGUGUUGGAUAGCUGGAUGGUGGUCAACAUGUCCACUGACUAUCUGUCAGAGAAAAUUGCCGAAAGCUCCACACCGAUGAUUCGCCUAGGUCUCGAUGUGGUUCUGUUUUGUCAGACUGUUAUCGAUUCUUCAGUGGCCAUCACGCACAACGUAUCCAUUGAUUCGCUUCCACGUGAUCGCCUCCGUACUCGCCUCGUUUAUGUUGCCAACAUCAAUCCUGGUGGCUGGGUUCCGGCAGCCGGACUGCGAACCUUAGCUCGAAGGGAAUAUCCUCGGUUUUUGAAGCGUUUCAGUGCCUACGUUCAGGAACAGACCAGAGAGAAAACAGCCCUAUUUUGAACCCCUUUUUAUGCCUCAACUCCAUCGUCACACCUUGAGUUCAUUGUAAAAACCCGACUCGCUUUCAUGGACUACCAAACCAUCUCUAUUCAGGCAAACCUGUAUCAUUGUCACAUCCGUUUUAUACGACACAAUACAUCCCAGCCACCAUCCAAGCUGUGCCACCUCCUAUUCUCCAGGUUGAACACACCUUCGUAUAUCACGCUUUACUCACUCGCCAGUGCAUAUUCGCCUUUGAUCAGUCACUUGAAUGGUUCUCGUCUGCAGCUCACUUGGCCUUGUUUUUUCUCAGAGAAACGUCUCAUUUUUGACUAUCCUUGUUUUGGUUGAUCGGCUCAAAUUGAGUUUGUUGUUUUGCCCAAAACGCGGGGAGUUUAUGGAGACAUACUGUGAUUACUUGUAUCCUGUAUCAACUCGUCAACUUACUUAACUGUUCUCUACCCUCCAUCCCCGGGGAAACUGCUCUCUACCAAUCGUCUUUAUAUUUCAGUUCAGAGAAAUGGCUGCUUGUGAUUUGAUGCCGUAUUUACAGUUUCGAAUUACCAAUAUACAUAUUACUGUAAUUGAUCAGUCGAC